Molecule: messenger RNA, 669 nt
Organism: Fibroporia radiculosa
Lineage: Eukaryota; Fungi; Basidiomycota; Agaricomycetes; Polyporales; Fibroporiaceae
Exons: 1
Coding region: 1-669 (222 amino acids)
Source: RefSeq, a predicted model, not a curated record
AUGCUCACCCCUGCGCAACCACCUCAGAUCCCGAUUCCCCGGGGCGCUAGUCUCAAUGUCCACUGGGCUCAAACGCCGCCAUCAAGACCACCCGCUCAGGGUCUCCGUCCGCGAUGCCCACCUGCAGGAUGUGGCACAAACUUGAAGUUGUGUGGGCGGGGCGUUGACGGCGGCGACACCCCCGACCGACGAGAAUCGCCCCUAGCCAGCAUCGCGCACAAGCCGAGCGGCCCGAGUCUCAGCGUUGCGCGCGAGCUCGCCGUGCCAAAAGGCUGUACACGUUUUGAGGACGGUCAGCCCGACACGGGUCUCAGCCGCGCUGCAUCACGCGCAGCACCAGCGACACGGUCCUGGAAAGCUGCCACUGCCUGCGCCGCGUCUGCGCUCGCCGUCAUGCCACUCCACCCCGCCUCGGCGCGAUCGGCCAAUCCGACGCGCCUCCACACACUACUACUACAGUACCCUCCCCGCCCGGAUUCGCUGCCUACAAGUGUUGAACGAGGCGCUGCCAGGUCCACACCGUGUAUGCGGGGCGGAUCUGACGCUAGCGGCUGGCUAAUCUCCAUCGGCUCUCGCCCCUAUCUGUCUGCGUCCGCAGCGGGGGCGGGGCAGAGAGGGCUUGGGCCGCGUCUCGGUCCCGAAACGUUCGUUGUGCAGAUGCUGGGUUGA